Ostertagia ostertagi is the source of this 168-nucleotide messenger RNA. The record is from the annotation of a GenBank genome assembly. Lineage: Eukaryota; Metazoa; Nematoda; Chromadorea; Rhabditida; Trichostrongylidae.
AUGCCCGGCCUCGAGAAGCCUUUUCUUCAGUAUGAUGUGGAUUUGGGAUUCUGGGGACACGUUCAUUAUUAUGAACGCUUUUACCCAGUGGCAGAUAUGUUGUACUUGAAAUCGACCGACUGCUACCACGACGCACUAGCUCCUACAUACGUCAUCACAGGUGCUGCG